CUCUCUCUCUCUCUCUCUCUCUCUCUCUCUCUCUCUCUCUCUCUCUCUGUGUACAAUCUAUAUCUAUAUGUAUAUAGUGAUUGUCAUACACAAUUUUCUUUAUCCCCGCGAAAAAAAAAAAAAUCAAAAAUGAAAAGUGCUUAUGCUGUUCUUCUCCUCUCUUUUCUCUGUUCUUUUAACUGUUUUUCAACUGCAGCCUCAGAUUCUGAUUACGACGCCUUAGUCCAAUGCUUUUCAGAUAAUAAAAUCCCUCAAUCUCAAAUCUCACAAAUUGUGUACGGUCCGAGCAAUCCCUCUUUUACAUCGGUUCUUCAAUCAUACAUCAGAAAUCGCCGGUUCAACACUUCCUCGACCCCGAAACCGGCCAUCAUUGUCACUCCAUUGGAAGCAUCCCAUGUUAGUACAACGGUUAUAUGCGCCAAAAAAAUUGGAAUUCAACUAAAAAUUCGAAGUGGUGGACAUGAUUAUGAAGGGAUUUCGUAUGUUUCUGAUGUUAGUUUCAUCAUUCUUGACAUGUUUAAUCUACGGAAUGUCGAUCUCGAUCUGAAGGAUGAAACUGCUUGGGUUCAAGCCGGGGCAACGCUUGGAGAACUGUAUUAUAGGAUUUGGGAGAAAAGCAAAGUCCAUGGUUUUCCGGCUGGUGUUUGCCCGACUGUAGCCGUCGGAGGCCACCUGACUGGUGGCGGGUAUGGUAACAUGUUGCGAAAAUACGGCCUGUCUGUGGAUCAUAUAGUGGAUGCGCUAGUUGUCGAUAUACAAGGCAGAGUUCUGGACAGGGCGGCGAUGGGUGAGGACCUUUUUUGGGCAAUUAGGGGCGGCGGCGGCGCUAGUUUUGGUGUUAUAUUAGCCUACAAAAUACAACUAGUUCCUGUUCCCCCAGUUGUAACAGUUUUCCAUAUUCAGAAGGGCUUGGACCAGAACGCGACAGAAGCCGUUUUGCAGUACCAAGAGGUCAUGCAAAAGAUUGACAAUGAUCUCUUCAUUCGGGUUCUAUUACAACCUAUUACGAAAGACAAAACCAGGACGGUUCGAGCAACAUUCAUCGGAAUGUUCCUUGGUGAUUCCAAUAGACUAUUGUCCAUCACGAGUUCUGAAUUCCCUGGACUUGGAUUGCUGAAAGCAGAUUGCAAGGAAAUGAGUUGGAUUGACUCGGUUCUAUACUGGGCUAAUUUCGACAACACUACAAGCCCGAAUGUGCUACUGAACAGAUCCCCUGACUCCGUCAAUUUCCUGAAACGAAAAUCUGAUUACGUCAAAACUCCGAUUCCCAAAACAGGGCUGGAAUCUCUGUGGAAGGCAAUGGUGGACAUAGGGAAAGUCGGGCUUGUUUUCAAUUCCUACGGUGGAAGAAUGAAUGAAAUACCAGAAUCUGAAACCCCAUUUCCUCAUCGGGCUGGAAACAUUUUCAAGAUUCAAUAUUCUGUAAACUGGAAUGAAGAAGAUGCUGCAUCAGACAAGAAUUACAUUGAUCAGAUUAGAAAUCUCUACAGUUUUAUGACCCCUUUUGUUUCAAGUAAUCCGAGGGAAUCCUUCUUGAAUUACAGGGAUCUGGACAUUGGCAUUACAGACUACGGUAAAAACAGUUUCGGUCAAGGGAAGGUGUACGGAGAGAAAUAUUUCAAAGGGAAUUUUUACAGAUUAGUCAAAACUAAGAGCACUUUUGAUCCCGAUAAUUUUUUCAGGAACGAACAAAGUAUUCCGACAUCGGGUGCCGUUCGAGGAAGAAAAGGAAGAACUUUCUGAGGGAAAUAUGCUUAUUAUUGUUUAAUCAUAAACAGUAUUAAAAUUUUUAAGUUACAAUCUAUUUAUGAUAUAAAUGCUUUUCAAAUGGGAGGUUCAUACACAUAACUCCAUGUGACAAUGUCAACUCCUAAUUGCUUCUUGUACUACAUUUUGCAUCAGAUGUAGACUUUUAGAUUAAAGUUGAUGGAACUCGAUUCAUAUUUAUAUCCAA
Messenger RNA from Olea europaea var. sylvestris, 1954 nucleotides. Its product is annotated as berberine bridge enzyme-like 21. Bases 130 to 1743 code for a protein of 537 amino acids. The record is from RefSeq and is a predicted model, not a curated record. The transcript has a single exon. Gene Ontology annotation, molecular function: FAD binding; oxidoreductase activity. NCBI's taxonomy places the organism in Eukaryota, Viridiplantae, Streptophyta, Magnoliopsida, Lamiales, Oleaceae.